ACACGAGCUUACCGCCUCUCUGUCUCUUUAACGGAAACACGAAGCAGCUCGUGAGCCAAAACUUUUCAGUGACCUGCUGACAGAUUCCAGCUCAAACAUCGGUAAAACCUUUAGCCUGUCAUCAUGGCAACCAGUACCAAAUGGGGGGCGGUAAAGGACCAGUUGACCAGAGGCCCCGCCACAGUCACUGACGGCAAGGUGGAGGCCAAUCUGGAGAACGCUGACCCCGAGCUCUGCAUCCGACUGCUGCAGGUUCCCACAGUGGUGAACUACUCGGGUCUGCAGCGGCGGCUGGAGGUGAGUAAUCAGUCAUGGAUGGUGCAGUUCCUUGAACUACAGGGUUUGGACCUCCUGCUGGAGGCGCUGGAGGCUCUGUCGGGCCGCGGCUGCGCCCACAUCGCCGAUGCUCUGCUGCAGCUCACCUGCGUCAGCUGUGUCCGGACCAUCAUGAACUCGUCCGCAGGGCUGCAUUUCAUCCUGGACAACGAGGGCUACAUCAGGAUGCUGGCUCAAGCUCUCGACACGUCCAAUGUCAUGGUGAAGAUGCAGCUGUUCCAGCUGCUGGCUGCUCUUGCCGUCUUCGACCCUCGGGGACACCACCUCGUCUUCGAUGCACUCGACAACUACAAGAGCCUGAAGAAGCAGCAGUAUCGCUUCAGCGUGAUCAUGAAUGAGCUUCACGCCACCGACAACAUCCUCUACAUGGUGACGCUGCUAAGUAUGGUCAACGUCCUCGUGCUGCAGGAGGAGGAGCUGAGGAGAAGGCACCGGGUGCGGCAGGAGUUCAUCGGUCUGCAGCUGCUGAACCUGCUCCCCAGGCUCAGGGAGACGCAGGACAAGGACCUGAACAUCCAGUGUGACGUGUUUGAAGACUCUCUGUCGGAGGACAUGGAGGAGAUGGAGAGGCUGUACGGAGGGAUUGAUAUGAGCAGCCACCAGCAGGUCUUCACAAUGCUCUACACCAUGGUAACCACAGUUUAA
Maylandia zebra (zebra mbuna) is the source of this 981-nucleotide messenger RNA. Lineage: Eukaryota; Metazoa; Chordata; Actinopteri; Cichliformes; Cichlidae. The record is from RefSeq and is a predicted model, not a curated record.